AUGUUGCCUGCUGAAAAUAUUCCUACGGUGCAGAAUGCAGCUGUGGUUCAGGGAGACCGUGAUCCUGGACCACGUCAGAUUCCGCUUGAUCGCGGAACAGUGGUGAACGACCCCUCUGGGACGAGGGAAGAAACCGGAUUUGUCCCACCGCCGACGAACGUUACCGGAAAUGGGCGCGAUGACGUGGCGCUAGGGGGCUACACCUACGCGGGCAACUGCUUGGUUGUCAAAGAUUGGCGAGUACUUGCAGAGGACAGUGGAAGUGACGGCAUGGACGUCACAUGGAGCAGCUUCUGGGAAUCAGGUGGGACAGUGGCCCAUGCAGGAGGCUUCAACUGCUUUUGGGAUGCCUACGGCUUCUACAACACCCCGGGCACCUAUGUGGCAAAGCAGCUGGAAGCUGUCAUGGGUGAUCUCAAUGAACGACUGCGUGUGGAAAGGCGCCGGGCUGAAGGGAUCUUCAACCCCCUCCGGGAUUACCUGAGCGUGAUGGUUAUAGUGGCCCCGGAGUUUACACAGGAGUUACCACAGGCCAUACCCCACUGGUCCCAGAUGUGA
This is a messenger RNA of Symbiodinium necroappetens, 558 nucleotides long. NCBI's taxonomy places the organism in Eukaryota, Dinophyceae, Suessiales, Symbiodiniaceae. The record is from the annotation of a GenBank genome assembly.